Messenger RNA from Stylophora pistillata, 1692 nucleotides. Its product is annotated as 18S rRNA (guanine-N(7))-methyltransferase. The record is from RefSeq and is a predicted model, not a curated record. Gene Ontology annotation, cellular component: nucleolus. Lineage: Eukaryota; Metazoa; Cnidaria; Anthozoa; Scleractinia; Pocilloporidae. Gene Ontology annotation, biological process: rRNA (guanine-N7)-methylation. Gene Ontology annotation, molecular function: rRNA (guanine) methyltransferase activity.
AGUUUUGUUGUGCACAGUUGCUGGUAUGAAAUACUGUGGACGUAGGUUUGAAGUGCAGCUCCGCUGCCCGUAUGAUACUGCUUUAUCAACAUGGCGUCCGGAAGGCGACCCGAACAUCAAGCACCACCCGAAGUGUUUUACAAUGACGAGGAGGCCCGCAAAUACACAUCUAACACAAGAAUGAUUGAGAUUCAAGUUCAACUUUCUCAAAGAGCAAUAGAGCUGUUAGAUUUGCCAGAGGAUCAACCUUGUUUUCUUUUGGACAUAGGUUGUGGAUCUGGUUUAAGUGGUGAAGUGUUGACAGAGCAGGAUCAUCACUGGGUUGGCCUUGAUAUAAGUCCAGCAAUGCUAGAUGUAGCAGUUGAAAGAGAAGUAGAAGGAGAUUUGUUUCUUCAUGAUGUAGGACAGGGUCUUUGUUUCAAACCUGGAACAUUUGAUGGGUGCAUAAGCAUAUCUGCUCUUCAGUGGCUCUGUAAUGCUGACAAAAAGGGACACAAUCCUGCUAAGAGACUUCACAAAUUUUUCAGUUCACUUUACAGUUCAAUGAGUCGUGGAAGUAGAGCAGUAUUCCAGUUCUACCCAGAAAACCCUCAACAGGUUGAGUUGAUCACAACACAGGCCAUGAAAGCUGGAUUCACAGGAGGCUUAGUGGUUGAUUAUCCCAACAGUACCAGAGCGAAAAAAAUAUUCCUGUGUCUUUUUGCUGGUGUAGUUGUGGACAAACUGCCAAAGGGUCUUAGUACUGAGGAUUCAAAAUCUGUUGAGGAUAGUGUUCAGUUUAGUGGGAAAAGAGAGAGAAACAAAGUUCCACGUGGAAAAUCAAUAAAAAAGAGCAAGGACUGGGUAAAAGAUAAGAAGGACAGGAGACGAAGACAGGGAAAGGAAGUGAGGCCAGACUCCAAGUACACAGGAAGGAAAAGAAAAUCCACAUUUUAAGCAUCAUCUUCCAUGAUGGAGUGGCUCAGGAACUGAUGUGGCAGCCUCUUCGAACAAAAGCAGUAAUGGUGUUGAAGAUAAUUUAUGCCCAAUCUUCUCAUCCGAAUUCAGAAGCACAAGUGCUCCGUCAGAUCGCAAGGAGUUCAACGAAUUUAAUCAACAUUACAAUGUGGAAAACUCAAACAUUUUUACAGAAUGAUGUAUACAGCUACACAGCCUUGAGCGUAGCUUUAAACUUCAGGAGCGGAGACCAUAUUACCGAUGAUAGCAAGAUGCUUUUGAUGAACAAAUGACAAAGAUGGGUAAAUGUCUCUCAGAACUUAUAAAAUAUGGAAUUUUUCAAGCAAUGAAGAGGGUGUGGCUGGUGCCCUCUUCCCUGUUCUGCUGUCGGUGGAUCGAUGAAUAAGCCUUUUUAAAGACAGAAGCUACCUGUUAUGGGUUUUAUGUUGUAAGAGUGGGUAUGAUUUGAUGGGAAAUUUUCUCAACUUAUGCCUAACAUAAUUUUUUAUAACAUUGAACUAACAGUUCCUUACUUGGAUAGAGUACCCUAAAUGCACUAAAUAUCCAAAUUAAACCCUAAAUGUUGGGAAUCAACCUAAGGUUUUACAAAUGAUUCUGGCACUUAAAGCAAACAGGAAAAUUGAAAAAUUCACUUUCAUCCCAAGAUGUCAAGCACAUCCCUGAGGACUGAAAAGCAUUUCUAGCUAAACCCUGUCUGAAAAUAUUUAAAUAAAUGCUAAAUGAAUUACAACCUUA